UGCAAAAGCAAAGUGCGUUAAAGAUUAAAGUUCUAUUGCUAAGGCCACGCCGUUGGUAAUUUUAUUUGACAAAAUCGGUAAUUUUCUCAUUUAAAUUGUUUUUAACGCACAUAUAUGUUAAAUUUAAUUUCACACAUAAUAAUUGAUAUAGAAGUGCAUUUAAAUCCAAGCAAACGAUCAGAAAAUAUAAAUCGAAAUGCCAGCAGCGUUUGAAGUUAAAUCCAGUUGGGCUGAUGAGGUUGAAGAAGAAGGAGGAACUUUACCUCCUCCAACUGAAGUUCACGAAAAUGGAUUUAAAAUCCUCACAGAAUAUAAAUUUAAUGACGAUAACAAAAAAGUUAAAGUUGUUAGAACUUACAAAAUAGAGAAACGUAUAGUUUCGAAAACCAUAGCCGUUCGUAAAAAUUGGAGUAAAUUUGGAGAUUCAGAGGACGAUAGGCCAGGACCUAACCCAGCAACCACUGUUAUUGCUGAAGAUGUUUUUAUUCAAUUUAUUUCCAACAAGGAAGAAGAAAAUAAAGUUGAGGAAGAUUCGCUCGACAAAUUGAAGAAUAUGGGUGAUAAGGGAGUGGUAAAGUGUCGUAAUUGUAAUGGCGACCAUUGGACAUCAAAGUGCCCCUACAAGGAUACUGUUCUUGGCAGUGAUGACAAGAAGCCGUUAAUGAAUCCUGCGGCUGCUACUGCCACCACUGCCUCCGCCCUGGCUGACAUCGGCAAACCUCAAGGCAGUAAAUACGUUCCGCCAAGUAUGCGCGACGGAGGAAACAAACGUGGAGACUCGAUGCAAAUGCAACGUCGGGACGACACGACUGCCAUUAGAAUUUCCAAUCUGUCUGAAAGCACAACCGACGCCGAUUUGGAGGAACUUGUCAAACCUUUCGGGGCUAUUCAAAAGCUUUAUCUCGCUAAGGAAAAACCAAGUAAUGUCUGCAAAGGAUUCGCGUAUGUUCACUUUAAAUAUAGAGCCGAAGCAGCUAAAGCAAUUUCCAUGUUGAACGGUUAUGGAUACGAUCAUCUUAUUUUGAAUGUAGAUUGGUCUAAGCCUCCAGCUCAAAAUAAUUGAACUUCGAUUUGAAAAAAAUUAAAAAAUAUUUGACAAGAAACCUUUUUUUAAACUAAAUAAUUAAUUUCUUUUUGAAUCAUUUUCAUUGAUCAUUCUCAUUGUUUUUAAUACGAGUUUUCUUCAAAAACAAUAUUUUAAUAUUUCUUAUUGUAUCCAACUGAUUCAUAUACAUUAUACAGAGAUAAAACUCAAAACAAUAAUAUCAGAAGCUUAGUGUUGAAAUGUAUUUCUAAAGCGUAAUUUCAAGACAAAGAAAUAAACGGAAAAGUAAAAUGUUAAUUUUAUUCUAUGUACAAAAUCAUGUGAAUGAAAAUUUGGUUAAUAUUUUUCAACUCAGUAUUUUAGAAAAAAUUUAUUACAAUAAAAAUUAUUAAAUACAGCAA
This is a messenger RNA of Leptopilina heterotoma, 1446 nucleotides long. RefSeq names its product eukaryotic translation initiation factor 3 subunit G-like (gene eIF3g1). The transcript has 3 exons. Bases 197 to 1063 code for a protein of 288 amino acids. Gene Ontology annotation, molecular function: translation initiation factor activity; RNA binding. Gene Ontology annotation, cellular component: eukaryotic translation initiation factor 3 complex; cytoplasm. The record is from RefSeq and is a predicted model, not a curated record. Lineage: Eukaryota; Metazoa; Arthropoda; Insecta; Hymenoptera; Figitidae.